AUGAGCAGUGACGAUGAAACAUAUGAGGAAGAGAGGUUUCAAUGUGAACAUAUUAUUACGGAGAGUCACGAAAAAGCGGCCUAUGGCAUUAGUGUUUGUCAGCAAACAAUACCUGGUGAAAAUGAAGAAACAUUUUUAUUUGCUACAUGCGCUGUAAAUCAAAUUUGUAUCUACAAAUACGAUGUUGUCGAUAAAAAGUCAUCUGUUCAACUUAUUCAAAGUUAUUGUGAUUCGGAUGAAAAAGAAUAUUUUUACGAUUGUAAAUGGACAACGUUUGAAAAUAAUAUAAUAGUAGCAGCCGGUGGACUACGUGGUGUUGUUAGAAUUAUUGAUGUUGCUCAUAAAUGUCAUUUGAAACCGCUUCGUCAUUUGGGUAGUGUUAAUCAAAUUGCAUUCGCUAGCGGACGAUCAACAUUGAUGGCUUCAUGUUGUUCAAAUUACGCUGUUUUUUUAUGGGAUGCUGAAGCAGCUCUAUGUUUAGCUAAUUUUGUUGGACCUGAUCAACAUAUACAAGGAGUUCUUGCUGUGGAUAUCAAUCACGAAGGUACAUUCGUUGUAUCCGGUGGUUUAGAUAGUACCGUGUGUGUAUGGUCAACACAAGAAAAAGGAAUCAUUGAAAAUAUGGCUAUAGCUAAACUUGGACCUUUGUUUAGAGAAUUUAGACUAUCGCAGCCACAUCAUAUUUUUUUCCCGUUAUUUCAUUCAAGUACUAUGCAUGAACAUUAUGUAGAUUCUGUUAAAUGGUUUAGUGAUGAUAUUAUUGUUAGCAAGUCUGCCGAUCACGUUUAUUGUAUAUGGAAAUUUAAUGUUGGACAAAAAGAACCGAAUAUUUUAUUUCGAUGGCAUCGAUCGGAAAAGUCAGAUAUUGUCUUCGAUGUUCGAUUUGGCUUAUCAGUCUCUCGAAAGUUAAUGGGUAUUGGUCGCCUUGAUGGUUCAAUCUUUAUUUGGAAUAUCACAACACUUCCCAUUCAACCUAUUGUAUUAACACAUCGCGAUUCGAAAUCGAUGGUACGAAAUCUCGCGUUCACACACAACGGUCAUUCGUUUGUUGCGUGCAAUGAAAAUGGUCAAAUUUUUGUAUGGGCAUCCAUUUUAUCCUAG
Molecule: messenger RNA, 1101 nt
Organism: Rotaria socialis
Lineage: Eukaryota; Metazoa; Rotifera; Eurotatoria; Philodinida; Philodinidae
Source: the annotation of a GenBank genome assembly